AUCUUUAUUUUAGGUUAUAGAAAUCUAUUGGCUUAAAUAUAUACUUUAUUUCAUUUCAGUUUUCAUGGGUGGCUCUUUAGUCAAAACAAAUUAUUAUGUAUUGCGGUUUUAUCAUUAUCUGCGAACAAUAUAAGGCAAUUAAAUGGGUUAAAAGAUGUAGAAGAGGUAACGAUAUCAAACCAAUAGUCUAGAAAACCGAUGUUGGGAUCAAAAAUAUUGUGUUACGUAUCAGUAUAAGUUGUUAAAUGUUUUGACAACCAGAAGGGUGUAGAGUUGUGACGAGGGUCCUCUGCGCUAAUUAUUCAAACUGGUAAUAUUUUAGAAAAAAUUUGUUUUCACGCACGUUGGGUAAAUAAAUUUUCGUGACCUCGCUGUUUUCAUGCAAAAUGUUUGCACUUUUGACUUGUAUUUUUCAUUUUCUGAGUCAUCGUUUUGUCCUUGUAACCAUUUAAUGUAAUUCUUACCAAGUGUUCUAAUUUUAAAGUCUGGUUUUCUUUAUCACGUCGUUCUAAUUACAAAAAUUCUCGCUUGGCGAUACAAACAUGGAGUGCGACUUACAAUGUGCGUAUUCGUAUUCAUCAUUCGAUUCCAAAACACCUUCAAUAACAAUCGAAGACAAUCAAGAAGAAAACUAUUUGAUAUCAUAUCCGUCGGAAGAAGAAAUUAAAAGUCAUCGAAACAGCUUUGAUGAAACUAAGUUUAAUUAUUACAUUGAUCCAGUAACUGGGGAAGUCAAAGAGGAAGGAGGAAACGAGGAUUAUAAGUUAUGUGGGGCGGUUAAUGACUUCGAUAUUUCGUUAGAGACGGGAGAGGCCGUACCUAUUGUUUAUCUUUCGACGUCUAGAGCGGCGAAGCUGCAGCGCUCUUUGAGACUGUCCGGACUUAAAAAGUUAGGGGAAGGGGUGGAGCUGACACUGGGUGAGCUGCGCGCAAUGGCACUACGCCAGCAGCAACAGAUCGACACACAACACCAACUUCUGUGUGCCAAAGAGCAGAGGCUGAGGUACCUGAAGCAGCAAGAGGCGCGACAGCAUCAGGUAGCCGUAGAGGGUGAGCGGUUACGACGGCUACGCGAGCGCGUUGAGGCUCAAGAGCAAAAGCUACGGCGACUACGAGCGCUACGAGGCCAACUUGAUAGAAAUAAACAAACUAAUAUUGCAUUAACCAGCGACUUAGAGUCAAUACGAGCCCUCUUCAAUGAGAAGGAAAAAGAGUUGUCUGUGGCGGUGGCGAAGGUGGAGGAGCUGACACGGCAGCUGGAGGAACUUAGAAGAGGAAGAGUACAACCUGCACCUCCCUCGGCCCAUGAGCUGGACAAACUGAGAAGAGAGCUUAUGUAUCGGAACAAGCUGAACGAACAGCAGAACGGGAGAUUAUCAGCGCAGAGGGCAGCACUAGGCGCCCGGCAAGAAGAGAUGAGGAGCAUCGAUCGAAGGGUGUCAGAACUCCAAGCAAGGCUUUUGAGGAAACGGGCUCUCAACAGACAGCUAACUGCUGCUCAUAGACAGCCGCAGCAGAGAAAUAACAAUCCCACGCCGAUGCAGCAACUGCCCAAUUACCCCGCUGGUAACCAGAUUAGCCAACCAAAGAACCCACAAAGAGGCAACGUGGCUGCUGUAGAGCCAUAUAACCAUAUACCACACGCGCAGAGCGUGCAUAACAACAAUUUCCAGGCUAUGAAGCAGAAUAAUGUGCCAUUAAAACAACUAACACAAAGUGAAAACAUCCAAAACCACCUCACGCAGCAAGAAGCUCAUUUUCUACAGCAAAAACCACUGAUGAACCCCCUAUACAAUGGCAACUAUCACAUUCAACAAUCGCAGGAACAAUAUCCCACCCAGUACCCAAACAAACCGGAUACAAAUGCAUUUAACCACGUUCAGCAGGGAAUAACGAAUUCCUACGAAAAAUCUAUAUUCGAUCACGUUAACAAAUAUUCCGAUUUCCCAAAACAACAGUAUAGUCCAAACAGCACCAGCAGUUCAAACAGCAAUCAAAAUGUAAAAGAACCUAAAAUUAAUGAACAAGAAUUCCCUCCAGAAUUUGCUGCGAGCAAAUCGGAUCCUAAAUAUCAAACGCUUCCAUAUAACACGAAAUUCCCUAAUGGAAAAGUGAACGGAAAAGAAGAUAAGAAUCAAAAUGUAAACCAUAUGACGGUGCAUUCUACGCCUCUUUCGGUUGUAAAUAAAAGCCUCGCGACACCUCUAAGUCAAGAAACAGCAUAUCAAGAGCAGACAUAUCAGCUACAAAAAUCAGAUUCAUCCAGCAGAUGUAAUCAAGAAGGAAAAGAAAAUCAUGCAUAUCAACAGAAUUCUAGGUUAAGUAAUAGUCAAGAUUCGAAGAAUGGCAAAAGUCAGGGUAAUUUGAAAGGAAGUUCGCCAAGCAUGUUGUCUAGCUCCUCAGCCAGCAGUUCUAUAGGAUUCGGGAAACCCGUAUCGAGUGUAGCCCCUACAUCGGUUCAGGUCGGCAAACCAUCACCCAUUUACCAGACAUCCUCGACAAAAAUCCAGCCGGUUCAACCGCAAACCGUUCAGACACAGACCCUUAACGCUAAUCCUUCCCAAAACCAGAUCAGAAACACGGCAUCGGGCAUUUCGAACUUGAGCGGCCAGAAUUUGUCACAAAGCCUGCUUUUGUCGCCUCCGCAAAGUGCCAGCACUCCCCUUUCGACACCCGACGUGAGCGCCGACAAAUCGCCUAAACCAGCGCUACCUCCCAAACCCAGUAUCAAGACUCCACCGAGACAGUCGGCUAACAACGAUACUGGUUUUCGCGAAGCGAACCCACCUGACUCAACAGAGAGCGAAUCUCAGAAAGAAAACGGAAACUCAAAUGAUAUGAUCAUUAAAGCGCGCCCCUUAACAAUUAGGAAACCACCGCUAAGCGAACAACCAAAACUGAGGAACGCGAAAAACGGCCUAAACAACAGACGUAUCGAAAUGCCUCCCGCAUUUCUUUUCCCAGAAAUGGAAGAUGACAAGGAGAGGCUAAAAAAGGAGGAACCGAUGAAUAAUAACAUAUCAAAUGGUAGCGAUAAGGAAGAUAAAGAUGUAUCUGAUAUAGUGGAGCAAAUAAGCUCAGUGGAUCUUAACCAGGAGUCUCGCAAUGAUGUGGUCCGAAGAUCUAAGAAGGGAAAUCUGAAGCAAGGGGGUAAGGCUCCGCUCGCGAGGCGAGUUAGCUUCGACCCUCUCGCUUUGUUGUUAGAUGCUAGUCUUGAGGGCGAAUUGGAACUUGUUAAGAAGACUGCAACACAGGUGCAAAAUGCAAGCGCUGCGAACGACGAGGGAAUUACAGCUUUACACAACGCCAUCUGUGCUGGCCAUUUCGAGAUAGUCAAGUUUUUAGUAGAGUUGGGUUGCGAUGUCAACGCCCAAGACUCCGACGGCUGGACUCCUCUCCAUUGCGCCGCGUCGUGCAACAACCUACCCAUGGUUCGAUUCCUUGUCGAUAAUGGCGCCUGCAUAUUUGCAACGACACUGUCAGACCACGAGACUGCAGCAGAGAAAUGUGAGGAAGAUGAAGAAGGCUUUGACGGCUGUUCAGAGUACCUCUAUAGUGUUCAAGAGAAACUAGGUAUAAUGAACAGCGGUAUAGUAUACGCCGUGUUCUCAUAUACGGCGGCGCGUUCCGACGAACUGACGUUCGAGACGGGCGCGAGGCUUCAGGUGCUGAGGAAGGGAGACGACAAUGAAAGGGAGUGGUGGUGGUGUCGAGAUGAUACGCAUGAGGGAUACGUGCCUCGGAACUUGCUUGGGUUAUAUCCGAGAGUAACCCCACAGCAAGAAUAAAAAUGGCUUAAGUAACGGACCUAAUAUGUAAAUAGUUAUUUUUUAUGUAUUUAUAAUAUGUAUUUACUUUACAUUGUAUACAAUUUUAUGAGAUAUAAUAUUUUGUAAAUAUUUAAUUAAGUUCGAAACAAAUGAGAUUAUAUUGUAGAUUUUAUAAAUAAUGAGUCAUUUUAAUUAAUUUGUACCUAAUAUAAUUGCAAAUUGUGAAAUAUUACACAUAAAUUGA
This is a messenger RNA of Pieris brassicae (large cabbage white), 4014 nucleotides long. It is a transcript of the gene ASPP, whose product is annotated as apoptosis-stimulating of p53 protein 1. Lineage: Eukaryota; Metazoa; Arthropoda; Insecta; Lepidoptera; Pieridae. The transcript has 15 exons. Gene Ontology annotation, biological process: regulation of apoptotic process. Gene Ontology annotation, cellular component: nucleus. The coding region runs from base 543 to 3788 and encodes 1081 amino acids. Gene Ontology annotation, molecular function: p53 binding. The record is from RefSeq and is a predicted model, not a curated record.